CAUGAUGAUAAGCGUUACUUUGUUCAGUGACGCAUUAUUGCUGUUCAGACUUUACAGUUGUUGUUGUUACGUCAUCACCCGGCGUCCAUUAAACCAGUAAAUAGUUCAACACCUCGGCUGUCGCAAUGGAAUCAAACAAGGACGAAGCUGAACGCUGCAUCGAAAUUUCUAUCGCGGCGCUUAGAAAUAAUCAACCCGACAAAGCACGGAGAUUCCUUGAAAAGGCUCAGAAAUUAUUCCCGACCGAUAAGGCCAAAAAUUUGUUAGAGUCUAUAGCUCAAAACGGGAAGCCGCACGACGGUGCUGAUAACUGUGAAGACAGCAGUGAUUCUGGAAUUAGACAAAGGAGCCAGAAUGCUGAAGAUCACACUCCAAAAGAGAGCACCGCAGAGUCAGCAAAGUCCUACACUCCAGACCAGCUGGACGCUGUCAAGAGGAUAAAAAGGUGUAAGGACUAUUACGAGAUUCUUGGAGUCGGCAAAGAUGCUUCAGAUGAGGACCUGAAAAAAGCCUACAGAAAACUGGCUUUGAAAUUCCACCCCGACAAAAACCAUGCUCCAGGGGCCACAGAGGCCUUUAAAGCCAUUGGGAAUGCCUACGCUAUCCUCAGCAAUCCUGACAAGCGAAAGCAGUACGAUUUGUACGGAGAAGAAAAAGUCCAUCCCUCCAGGCAUGGCCACGCCCAUCGGGAGUUUGAGGCAGACAUCUGUCCUGAGGAUCUUUUCAAUAUGUUCUUUGGUGGUGGCUUCCCAACAGGUAACGUGCAUGUUUAUAGUAAUGGCAGGAUGAGGUAUGGCCAUCAACAGAGACAUGAACGGAGAGAACAACAGAGAGAUGGAGGCCUUGCCCUGUUUGUCCAGUUGAUGCCUGUUCUUAUCUUGCUCAUAGUCUCAGCCCUCAGUCAGAUGAUGGUUUCCAGCCCCCCCUACAGUCUCAGCCUGAGACCAUCAACAGGCCACACGAACAGGAGACAGACUGCUAAUCUGAAGGUGCCUUAUUACGUGGGGGACCGCUUCUUAGAGGAAUAUACCGGAAUGGAUCUAAAGAACGUGGAGAGGAGUGUGGAGGAGGACUACAUCUCAAACCUUAGAAACAACUGCUGGAAAGAGAAACAACAGAAGGAAGGCUUGCUGUAUCGGGCUCGAUAUUUUGGAGACUCUGACCUAUACCAGAGGGCUCAGAAAAUGGGCACUCCCAGCUGUUCAAAGCUCUCAGACAUCCAGGUUCUUUUACACGGAUAGGAACAUCCGACGCAUCCGGGGGAAAAAAAAACAA
Chanos chanos (milkfish) is the source of this 1275-nucleotide messenger RNA. RefSeq names its product DnaJ heat shock protein family (Hsp40) member B12a (gene dnajb12a). Gene Ontology annotation, molecular function: Hsp70 protein binding. Gene Ontology annotation, biological process: cellular response to misfolded protein. The transcript has 8 exons. The record is from RefSeq and is a predicted model, not a curated record. Gene Ontology annotation, cellular component: endoplasmic reticulum membrane. NCBI's taxonomy places the organism in Eukaryota, Metazoa, Chordata, Actinopteri, Gonorynchiformes, Chanidae. Bases 126 to 1241 code for a protein of 371 amino acids.